AUGAAUUUAGGAUAAUUUUUUUCCUUUCGUCUUCCCCGUCCCCGUCAAAAUCCAUCUCUUCCCACAGCGACUUUUCCUCUGCGCCGUCCCGUUGAGAAAUUUCCUCUUCUUCCCCGGUGCCCUAGCUCCAAGCUGCCGCCUUGCCGUGGCACCGCCCACGCCUCACACCCCUAAGCUCCCAACCCCACCCCUGUCACGCGCGUCGCCGCCUCCAACCUUAUCGCGGCACCGCGGCCCUGCCGUAUCCCCCAGCCGCCGCCGCCGACGCCGCCAUCUUCGUCAUUAGUUUGAAGACUGAUGGAUUAUGAUAACUCUAGAAGACACAAUCAAAGUACUUCCAAAAAGAGGACUCGUUUCAAUUCUGAUGAUGGAAAGAGGAAACGGCUAAACUACAGGCAGGAUGGCGGACAUAUGUCCUCUCAGCCAAUAGAAACCGUUUACAGGAUAUUGUGCCCAGGAAAAAAGAUCGGCGGUGUCUUGGGGAGAGGUGGUCAUGUUGUUAAGGCCCUUAGAGACGAGACUAAAGCAAAGAUACGGGUUGCUGAUUCUAUUCCUGGUGCAGAUGAGAGAGUAAUUAUCAUAUUUGAUUACCAAAAUAACUCCGAACAAGCUAGUCAAAAUAUUUCUAAUAUUGAUGGCCCAGAGAACAUGAAGCCCCAUUGUUUUGCUCAAGAUGCGUUGUUGAAGAUACAUGAUAAGAUUGCUGCUGAUGAAGAUUCCAACGAUGGAGUUACCUGUGAGAAUUCUGAAACUGCUGGUGAUGUGACUUCCCGAAUUUUGGUUCCAGGCAAUCAAGUUGGCUGCCUGCUAGGAAAAGGUGGCUCUAUUAUACAACAAUUGCGAAAUGAUACCGGCGCAGGGAUCCGGAUCUUACCAUCCGAAAACCUUCCUCAGUGUGCACUUAAGAGUGAUGAAUUGGUGCAGAUAUCUGGUGCACCUUCUCUUGUAAGAAAAGCUCUCUACGAGAUAUCUACUCGUCUCCAUCGGCAUCCUCGUAAAGAAAAUCCAUCUCUUGAAGAAAUUAUAGAUGCAAGCACACAAAGGAAGCGCGAGUCCCCACCACCGCUACCACAUGAAAAUCACAUGUUACCACACCUGCAUGUGGAUCAUCCACCACCAAUGCCCUUGCUUGAUCCAUAUAGAAACGGACCAUUGCAAUAUCCUGUUCCUGAACCAGAAGAGUUUUCUAUUAAAAUUCUGUGCGCUUCUGAGCUUAUUGGACCUGUUAUUGGCAGAAGUGGGGCAAAUGUUCGGCAGUUAGAGCAGCAGACUGGUGCUCGAAUUAUGGUUCAGGAAUUGCACAAAGAUGCUUCUGGAGAAAGGUUGAUUGUUAUUUCAUCCAAGGAGAUUCCGGCUGAUCCAGUAUCCCCAACAAUUGAGGCACUUAUUUUGCUCCAUAGUAAAGUAAGUGAGAGCAAAGUAAGCGAACCUUCAGUAAGUGCACCUUCAGAAAGUGCACCUUCUGAGGAGCACAAAUUGGUUACAAGACUUGUUGUACCAUCAAAAAAAGUUGGUUGUAUUAUUGGGGAAGGUGGGAAGGUAAUUACUGAAAUGAGAAGGCGUAUUGGGGCUGAAAUCCGAGUUUAUUCAAAAGCAGACAAACCAAAGUACUUAUCUUUUCACGAUGAGCUUGUGCAGGUUUCUGGGUCUCCAGAUAUUGCAAGAGAAGCCCUCACAGAGAUUGCUUCGAGGCUUAGAAAUAGAAUCCUCAGAGAUGGAAUUUCCUCUUUUGAUGGUCCUCCUGCUGAUAUAUUUCCUAGCAGGGAUUUCACACUGUAUGGAAGACCUGCCAAUCCACCAUAUGGAAGGCUUGCCAAUGAUACCCCUUAUGGAAGGCCUGCUAAUGAUACCCCUUAUGGAAGGCCUGCUAAUGAUUCCCCAUAUCAAAGGCGGCUUGCCAUUGAUCAACCAUACGGGCUUGCCAGUGAUUCACUGUAUGGAAGACCUGCCAAUGAUCCACUAUAUGGAAGACCAGCCAAUGAUCCACCAUAUGGAAGACCAGCCAAUGAUCCACCAUAUGGAAGACCAGCCAACGAUGCAUCAUAUGGGAGACCUGCCAACGAUGCACCAUAUGGGAGACCUGCCAACGAUACACCAUAUGGGAGACCAAACAAUAAACCCCAUGAUUCAGUAGAUUAUUUCUCUAAAAGAAGAGAGUAUCCUAGUGGAAGUCCAUUUGCUAGCGACGCUCCACCAUCUGCUUCUUAUGAUAGAUAUGCAGCAUCUGCUCGCUUGCCUACUAGAGAAAUGCCCUUGCCUGUUAGUCCUGGUGCUGAUUAUAUGUCGCAUCGUUCUUAUCAUGACCAUAUGCCUACUGAUAGCUAUUCUAGUAGAGGCAUGCAGCAAUUAGGCCUCUCAAGAGCUGGGAAUAGUAAUAUGCAACAAUUAGGCGUCACCAGAGCCGGAAAUUCCAAUGCUUAUGAUUACACUGAGGCUGCCGGGCAGAUGCAUGGACGUGAGGAUUAUCAAAGAGUGGCAGAUGUUACAGGGUAUUCAAGUAGCUCUGUUGAACUGAGGAUUCCAAAUAGUUCUCUGGAAUCUAUUGUUGGAGCUGGUGGUGUCAAUCUAGCAGAGAUCCGCCAGAUCUCUGGUGCAAGAAUGAAGUUGCUUGAAGCCCGUCCUGGUUCUUCGGAAUCCAUCAUGGAGAUCCAAGGUAUGCCGGACCAAGUGAGAGUGGCGCAGAGCCUUCUGCAAGGCUUCAUUGGUGCCAACAGCCAGAGCGUGCAGCCAUCCCAGUCUUCUCGCGACGUCCAUUACCCAAGGUGGAACUAAACCCUAGAGGCUUGUUGUGAAGAACAACAGAACACCGUGCAAACUCCAGGUCGAUUGCCAAGCUGCCACAUUAACUAGGUUGAGCGGUGUAACUUAGAUCAUGUUUGUUGACCAAAAUAAUCUGGGCUUUGGUUAUUUCCAAGGAUGUACUGCUAAACGUGCUUGUUUUCUUACUCUUUUUACCCCCUUUUGAGUGAAAUACAUCUGAUGACAAGAGUUGCAAGUACUCUGUAGUCAUUGUACACAUGGAACCUGGAUGGUUGAAGCUGUUGUUAUAUGCAGUGCUAUUUACGAACUUCA
Triticum urartu is the source of this 3072-nucleotide messenger RNA. RefSeq lists its product as uncharacterized. Gene Ontology annotation, molecular function: RNA binding. The record is from RefSeq and is a predicted model, not a curated record. NCBI's taxonomy places the organism in Eukaryota, Viridiplantae, Streptophyta, Magnoliopsida, Poales, Poaceae.